Molecule: messenger RNA, 2086 nt
Organism: Cucurbitaria berberidis CBS 394.84
Lineage: Eukaryota; Fungi; Ascomycota; Dothideomycetes; Pleosporales; Cucurbitariaceae
Product: nitrogen permease regulator 2
Exons: 3
Coding region: 55-1788 (577 amino acids)
Biological process (GO): negative regulation of TORC1 signaling; positive regulation of autophagy
Cellular component (GO): GATOR1 complex; vacuolar membrane
Molecular function (GO): GTPase activator activity
Source: RefSeq, a predicted model, not a curated record
ACAAUCAACAUGUAGCUCUCGACCAUCCCAACGGUGUAGUCCACUAACUCUUCAAUGCCUACGCGCGCAAUUAAAGCUAUCUUCUACACGCGCUUCCAUCAUGAGAAAGGAAACCGCGUCCUCCACCAAGUCCCCCGAGGCAGCAUAACGCCCUCGACCCUCCCCUCCGCGCUCCCCACUCCGCUCUUUCCAUUCCUCUCUGUUACACAGUACCUCAUCCCCACGCAACAGUUCUGCGACCGCCUGCUUACCUUCUGCGUCAAUCACCACCGCGUCAUCGGGUACCCUGUGUGCAUCCGCGAGGGCAAAUACAGCCGGAAUGAGUUCAUUUUCAACUUUGCCGUGGUGAUUGGCGAAAAUGAACUGGAUUGGGCGUGCUAUGGCGAAGUGGUGAGGAAGUUGGGGAGGUUAUUGCGGGGGUUGGAGGAGCAGGGCGGCUUUCUAAGUCGGGAGGAGGCGGGCGUUUGGGAUGAGGAUGAUGGUGGAGGGGUGGGGAGUGAUGAUGAAGGGCUAUCUGGGUUUGGUAUUGGAAGUGGUAGCAAAGUGUACGCGCUGUGUGAGAUGGUGCUAGAGGAUUUGAAUAAUUACGCCGAGUGUAUGAUACCCAUUGAUGAUUCCAACACGAUCAAUCUCAAGCUGUUCCCGACUCGCCCACCUCCUCCACCAAUCCUCGCGCAUCAGGUCCCAUUGCUCACCAUCUCCCUGUCAAGCCUUCAGACUCCCAUAUCCUCCGAUCUCACUCUCAAUCGCAUUCUGUCUUACAUCAACGGCGUAAAUAGCAUCUCGCACAUUGCUCAGCUAGCCGAUACAGACCUCUCGCUGACUAGAAAAGCUAUACAGCACUUGGUGUACUACGGCUGUCUGGUACUCUUAGACAUCUUUAGCUUCGCUGCAAUCUACGCGCCGACAGCGGAGAUUGGUGGAUUCAUCGUGGACGCAGAUUUGAAAGAGGAGUGUAUGAGAUAUGUCAAGGUACCGAGGCUAAGACUAGGCUCGAGUGCGAGGACGAUCCGGGUGGGCAGCGAAUCUGAGAAGAGUCGGGACGAGCGGGGUUCAACAUCUUCUUCGGCAUCACAGCACAACGAAGCGGGAGGUUCAACUCUCAAAACAUCUGAGUUCGACAGCCCCGGCACUACCCAGAUGAAUGAUGAAAGCGAAGACGAAUGGCAAAUCGACCACGAAACCCUAAUCACGCUCUACACAUCCUUGCGCCAGGGUCUGACAUUGAAGAACUGGGUAUUGGAGAACCUCGAUCUUCUGGGCGGUAUCGACGUCCGACGAUUCAUUACCUUUGGUAUUAUAAAGGGCUUCCUGUACCGUGUGCACAAGUACGCCAUCGCCACGUCAACAGCCCUGCCUCCCGCACCACCAACGAGUUUACAAACCUCAGCCGCGACAUCGACUGCGAACCCUAGCAGGGACUCAGACACAGCAACCAUCCGAGGCACUACGCAACGUCAUCACCCCUCGGCCUCUAAUUCGCAACUCCCAUCCCAACCCAAUGUACCCUCGCAUUCCCAUUUCCAGCAUCAGAAUCCGUCCAUUUCCCUCCACAGACCCAGUAUCGCGUCAACGCCUAAUCUCAAUCCUUCCAAGACAGAGGAUCUACACGGACUGAACAGUUUCGUGAGUGAUAGGGAAAGAGAGAGUGGAUUGCCAAUGCUCAAGUUCUUGGAUGGUAUGCAUUGUUUCGAUGAAAUAUGUACUGAGCUGGGGUUGCCGGAGAAAGUAGUAGAAGGGAAAGUAAGAGGGAUGGGCGAGGGGUCGGGUGCUGUAAUCCAUCGGUGAAGUUGAGGAAGCGAUAGAAGCGUAGAGUGUAGAAAGAGUAGCGCGACGUGGGAUUUAAUACCCUUAUUCCCGCUUCGCUAGAUUCGAGGGCUUCUUUCGCAUCCUCCCAUGGGUAUUCAGUCAAACAUCGCCGUCUAUGAAAGGCAAUGCAUCAAAAUACGUAUUAAACGUCGAAGGACUGAAAGGUAGGUCUGAUACCGACGUAGCAGUAGCUAUGUGCCAAUUAAAUCUCCAUGUAGAGCUGGCCAGCUCCAAAGUCGAUAUGCGUGUUAAAUGCCACUGUGAAGCCUGUGGCGGU